GAAAUCCCUUCAGGUAGUUGAGGGUUUCUGUUCUACAUUUCAGAGCUCAAACUAAACUCAGAACCGAAAGAUUUCUAUUUGAUGCAGAGCGAAGACAAAGCCGCGGCUGUGCCACACACCUGUAGGUUUUCAUUUGUUUACCCGGUAGUGUUUUAUUUUUUCCGAACUUUAACAUGAAGUUGCUAAGCGUUAUUAGCAUUUAGCUCGAACGUCAGCCGAUGUGGUGAACCGGGACUUCCGGACGGUUUCUGCCGGACUUCCGGGCACUUUCUGCGGCCUCCAGAUCACAAAUGGAGGGAGAUCUGGAGGAUGGAGAGAUCUCUGGCUCUGAUACGGAGAUGGGGACCUUGUCCGGGGCGCAGCCGCGACCCCCGGCCCCCCCACCCUUCAGAGCCGCCGUCCCGGCCUCUGCAGCCACAGCUUACCGCGGCGGAGGGAGCCACAGGGCCGGAGACUCCAGCGACAGCGACCCGGAUUCCUCGGACGAGGAGGCGGCCCUGUGGCGCAGGAAGCGGCAGAAAGUGUCCAACGCUCCGCAGCCGCCUGCGCACACCCCCCGGCUGGCUCCCAACCCCGUGCCCGCCUCUGGAGCCCCGCAGGGCCGCAGAGUGAACAACAUCUGGGGGUCCGUGGUGCAGGAGCAGUCCCAGGACACCCUCACUGCAGAGCUGGGCUUCUUCGGCAUGGAGGGGGUCGGCAUGUCCAGCAGGAACGUGGAGACUUAUAACUACGUCUUGGCCCGAAAGAUCAUGGAUAAGGAGAGGGAGAAGGAGAAGCAGGAGAAGGAGGGAGGAGAGGUGAGCAUGUUGGACGCUGAGCUGGAGGAGUACAUGAAGGGCCGGGGGUCCGAGGAGAGAUCAGGAGGUGAUGCCAAGAGGAAGAGGUCUGCCAAAGAGCGGCUGGGCCCCCGAGCUGAGAUGGACAUCAAGGGCCGGUACGAGAUCACCGAGGACGACGACGACGACAAGGUGACCGAGGAGAUCGCACACCGGCUGCAGGAGCCCAAGAAGGACCUGAUCGAGCGGGUCGUCAGGGUCAUCGGGAAGAAGAAAGCCAUCGAGCUGCUGGGAGAGACCGCCACGCUGGAGGAGAGCGGCGGCGUCUACACCAUGGACGGCAGCCGGCGCCGCACGCCCGGCGGGGUCUACCUCAACCUCCUGAAGAACACCCCCAGCAUCACCAAGGAGCAGAUCAAGAACAUCUUCUUUGAGGAGCAGCAGAGGGACUCCAAGAGCAAGAAGGCGGCUCAGAAGAGGAGGCGCCACGUGGUGGCCAAGAAGAUGAAGCAGGCCAUCGGCCUGCUCAACCUGCAGGAACAUGACGACGUCUCCAGGGAGACGUUCGCCAGCGACACCAACGAGGCCUUGGAGUCUCUGGAGGAGGCGGCGGAGGGUGGAGAGGAGGAGGAGGAGGAGGAGGAGGAGGAGCGUCCGCAGGAGGCUGCUGUGGGCACCGAGGACAACGCCGUGGUCUACAGCUCUGCAGACCUGGAGGUCUUCUGAAAUCCGACCAAACUCUGAAAGCACUACCGUGACUCCAGAGACACACACACACACACACACACACACACACACACACACACACACACACACACACACACACACACA
Salarias fasciatus (jewelled blenny) is the source of this 1607-nucleotide messenger RNA. It is a transcript of the gene phax, whose product is annotated as phosphorylated adaptor for RNA export. Lineage: Eukaryota; Metazoa; Chordata; Actinopteri; Blenniiformes; Blenniidae. The record is from RefSeq and is a predicted model, not a curated record. The coding region runs from base 291 to 1502 and encodes 403 amino acids. Gene Ontology annotation, biological process: snRNA export from nucleus. Gene Ontology annotation, cellular component: nucleus. The transcript has 2 exons.